Messenger RNA from Trichomycterus rosablanca, 3157 nucleotides. It is a transcript of the gene shc3, whose product is annotated as SHC (Src homology 2 domain containing) transforming protein 3. Lineage: Eukaryota; Metazoa; Chordata; Actinopteri; Siluriformes; Trichomycteridae. Gene Ontology annotation, cellular component: plasma membrane. Gene Ontology annotation, molecular function: receptor tyrosine kinase binding. The record is from RefSeq and is a predicted model, not a curated record. The transcript is spliced from 12 exons. Bases 96 to 1997 code for a protein of 633 amino acids. Gene Ontology annotation, biological process: cell surface receptor protein tyrosine kinase signaling pathway; intracellular signal transduction.
CUCAGCAUUUUUUUGCUCGGGCAAUGCCGGAGAAGCGGCCGGCGAGUGUGGCGUCGCUUGUGCCCGUGUGUGCAUAGGCCCACGGAGCCGGGGGCAUGCUGCAGCGCGCCAAGUACAACCGCUUCCGCAAUGAGUCGGUGACAUCUGUGGACGACCUGCUGCUCCACGGCCUGCCCAUGAACACCAAGGCGCCCGCUGGCGUUCCGGUCCCCUCUCCGGAGCCGCCGUACGCAUCUACCACCACCGAGGCCCCACCCCAGGACACGGCUGAAGACUCGGGCACCGCCCUCUGCACGCUUAUCAACAAGGUGUCGAACCUGAAAUUCACCCACCCGUCCGGACUGCUGGGUAUCAAGGGCCUGCCUUCGGCAGUCAAGGACCUGGCUGUUUCCAAACUCCAGGGGGGAGGAGGAGGGGGCGGAUCAUCCGGUGGCAGUCCGGCAUCUUCCUCUAGCUCGGUGGCCACUGGGGGCAACUUGUGCGCUUCUGCCACCCCUGGUCACCACGAGCCAGGCUUCAUGAGCGCCAGCAAGAAGGGAAGGAUGGAGGAAAGCACAGAGGACCUUCACUCGGGCGGCAUGGGUGGCGAAUGUACAGGCAUGGUGACUAAACCCUCAAGAGGAUGGCUGCACUCCAGCGACAAGAUCACUGGACCUGGAGUGACAUACGUCGUUAAGUAUCUGGGCUGCAUAGAGGUGCUUCGCUCCAUGAGAUCGCUUGAUUUCAACACGAGAUCCCAAAUAACAAGGGAGGCCAUCAGCCUGGUGUGUGAGGCAGUACCUGGAACCAAGGGAGGAGUGCGCAAAAGAAAGCCCCCCUCUAAAGCUCUUUCUAGUAUUUUGGGGAAGAGUAAUCUGCAGUUUGCCGGCAUGAGUAUCAACCUCAACAUCUCAAUCAGCAGCUUAAACCUAAUGACCCCUGAUUCCAAACAGAUAAUAGCCAAUCAUCAUAUGCAGUCAAUAUCCUUCGCUUCCGGUGGAGAUCCGGACACAACUGAUUUUGUUGCUUAUGUAGCGAAAGAUCCAGUUAACCGGAGAGCGUGCCACAUUUUAGAGUGUGCUGAUGGCCUGGCGCAGGAUGUGAUCAGUACUAUAGGUCAAGCGUUUGACCUGCGGUUUCAGCAGUACCUACAGUGUCCAUCUAGCAAGCUCUCAGCUAUACACGACAGGGUACUGAGUGUGGAGGAACCCUCGUGGACUGAGGAAGGAGAAGACCCGCCUGAUCACUCCUAUUAUAACAACAUCCCUGGCAAGAUGCCCCCGCCCGGCGGUUUUAUUGAUGCUCGGUUAACCAAUCAGACGGCAGAAGGAAGCCAGGGGGUCGGCGUGGACCAGACGUACUACCAAGGCAGGCCUAUAUUUAUUCAGCAAGGAUCUUGUGACAUCUACAGCCUGCCUGAGUUUAAAGGUCAGAGUCCGAAGCUCAGCGAGGUUCCCACGUACGUGAACACGCAGCACAUCGAUCCUCAGGUGCUGGCGGCGCUGCAGGGAGAAACAGACGUGGCAUGUGAACCAUGUGGGGGUUCCACGUCCAGAGACAGCCCCAGAAAAGACCUCUUCGACAUGAAGCCGUUCGAGGACGCCAUCGUGACUCAGUCUUCUUCCUCGUCUGUGUCUGCAUUAAAUAAAGCGUCGUCGGUGGAGAAUUGCAGUCCGGUGCUGGUGCGCGCCGCCCCGCGCUCCCUCCCCGAGCUCGAGCAGCAAAGCUGGUACCACGGAGAGAUGAGCCGCCACAACGCCGAGAAACUCUUGCACAACGACGGAGACUUUCUGGUGCGCAAGAGCACCACCAACCCGGGCUCGUACGUACUGACGGGCAUGCACAACAGCCUGGCCAAACACCUGCUGCUCGUCGAUCCUGAGGGCACGGUGCGGACGAAAGAUCACAUUUUCGAGAGCAUCAGCCACCUGAUUGGCCAUCACCGUGACAACAACCUGCCAAUCAUAUCGGCCGGAAGUGAACUGUGCUUGAAGCAGCCGGUCGAGAGGAAACAGUGACGACCCGCCCGGGGGUCAACAGGGUGACGGAAAAAAAGAAACACCCCAAAACCUGAUACUUGAAGACGAAUAGGGAGCGAGCGUGUGCCUGACGUGUUGUGUGAAGAUGAUGGUCAGUUUCACGGCGGUGAGACUCUCUGGACUCUCCGAGACGAGCCCUGAUUUAUAGAACUUGAAUUAUUUUGUUCUGAGGACUGAAAUACUAUAUUUUUCGAGAAGACGUGAGGUGCCGAUUCGGACAGGGAGCUCCAAGAGGGACGAGAUGAUAAAAAAGAUAUUUUAGAAUAACAUAAAGAAGUUUUAGUUUUGUCUAAUAAGCACAACAUGUUUGUUGGUAAGAGUUAGAGCAGAAAAAUCUUUGAGAAAAACGUUUAUAUUGAACUAUUUUAGAAACUGUUGAACUUGCAGCUAGUGUGACAGGUAGUUCGAUUCUAUCCAAUCCCGCUCGGAUGAGCCUUUUGGGGAAAGAUAAAGAUAUGGGUGUGUACGCUUAAACAGUAGUCACACACACAAACACACACACACAGCUUUAAAAAAAACACUGACACUUUUCUAUGAUGUUGAAUCCUGUGGCAGCGCACUCGCAUGACUUGAAAAUGUUCUCGUGGUCAUCGUUCGUAGCCGUCGAAGCCCUGCGACAGGUGCUUGUGUAUGCUCACGAUGUAAAAUAUUUCUGCUUUUUCCAAAUAUUUAUGAUUGAAUUUGGUUCCUUCUUUCGACUUGUAAAAACGGUGUGUAGUUAAUAUGUUCAGGGCUUCUUUUCUACCUACCAUGGAUGUUUCUAUCGUUUACGGCUUGAUUGUGAGCUUUAAAAACGUUGAUAUUACGAUCAUGACGAGUUUGAUUUACGAUAGAUAGCACAAGCAACACUCGAGCCCAGAUUUACUGAGAUGAUUAGUACGUAUUAUUAGCAAUUUUAGUGACAUGAUCGAUGAUUGGGUAAUUAAUUUGUCAGCACCGAUUGUGUUUGGUUAUUUAUUUAUUUAUUAUUUAUUUGGAGUAAUUUAAGACUCAUGUGCAUGCUAACGGCUUCAGUGAAUCGGAUGUGUAGAUUUUCUGUCACGGAGGAUGCUCGCCAACAUGGUGCCAACGAUGAAGUUUUAAUUUCUCGCAGUAUGUGCAUCCUUAUUUGAAGGAAAAUAAACCACAAUACUUGACAA